Pseudovirgaria hyperparasitica is the source of this 5946-nucleotide messenger RNA. RefSeq lists its product as uncharacterized. The transcript is spliced from 4 exons. Bases 1 to 5946 code for a protein of 1981 amino acids. Gene Ontology annotation, molecular function: phosphorelay sensor kinase activity; protein binding. Gene Ontology annotation, biological process: phosphorylation; phosphorelay signal transduction system. Lineage: Eukaryota; Fungi; Ascomycota; Dothideomycetes; Acrospermales; Acrospermaceae. The record is from RefSeq and is a predicted model, not a curated record.
AUGAAGAAGUCCUCCCCUCUUCCUUCGCCUAAGUCCACGAAACCGUCAUCUACCCCAGCCAAGCAACGUUCCACCACGACCUUGACUCAUAAUGCGCAAUUCAGCAACCCUCUAUCCCACACACAAACUCGACCUCGCUUAAGAAGGGAGGCCAGAAAGAGUAGUAGUCCAGAGGAAAUAACAUCGCUGCUGGAGCCUACACGCAACAGUCAAGCAAAUGCAUUGAGCAGUCAGCAUGCCACACUUCCAAGGAGCAAUAUAAGCACCACUUCAGAAAGCGCCGACGAGGAUACCGAGGACAGUUUUAGUGGGCCGUUAUCAGAUGUUAAGGAAUAUGAGGAGGGUAAAUCUCCUGAGCACAUCGAAAUAGAACGAUUGAAGGAAGCAUUGUCCGCGAAGAUGGCGGCGAACCAGCAAAGAGCAAUAUCGAGUAUGAGCCCUAAGCAAAGUCCAGGUGGGAGAACGCCUGUCAGUGUAGCAGCACGUAGGGUGUCACCCAUAAAGGAGGAAAUAACAGAUAUGUCGCCAUCUCUAGAGGCAUCUUUUAGCAGUCCACCUCCAUCGGCUGGGCUGCACACAGCAUCAACAGAAUCUACAGAAUCAGUCAGAACAAUCAAAGGAAGUGUACCGCCUACACCAAGUGCAUUGCCACUACGGACGCCGUCGUAUCCAUUUCCAUAUGUCCCAGGCACUCCUCGAACGUGGUCGUCAUCCUUCCAUCAACCAUUCACCAAUCUCUCACCAACAAUCGACUCGCUCAACAUCAGAGGACAGCCGACAGUACGCGAACAGUUCACGUCAGGGGAUAGCACACCUGCGGCCUCCGUCUCGGCAUUCCUACCACCUAGUAACGAGAUUGAGGAUCCGCGAUAUCCUUCACCAAACCUCUAUGAUACAAUCUUGUUGUUGAAUUCUGAACCGGGCCUCGAAGCUUGGUGGUCAACUGUGGUGAAAUUAUGUCACGAAUGGUUUGGCGCCGAAAGAGCUUCACUGUCCGUCCCUGCGGACGCGUCAGAUCAGAACGUUCCUUGGACACAGCAAGCUACUUACAAUGCCUCAGGCAGACGCAUAGCUGCCACAGCCGCGCAAACGUCGAGUUCCAUCGCGAAAGCUUCGGACCUAUCCAUCUCACGCUCACCAGAAGAGGCCACCGACCUUGUCGGAGGCCUAAUUCAAGGUGGGAGCAAGAGAAGACCAAAGCUUGAGGCGCGUCACUCUUACGCUGGUCCAGAGCGACAAAGAAAAGAUGCGACUUUGGACACAAACAAGGCCGUGAGUCGGCCCGAAAGGCCAGGACCUCCAUCACGGACCGCCAGCCAUGUUCCCCGGACUUUGACCCGUGGAGAACACCCUUUACGUCAUGUGUCUCCCGUAUCUUAUGAUGGCGCGAGAUCACCAUCGAGGGGAAACACGUUCAGCGAUCCAGAAUUCUCGAGUCCCGGCGAUGCCUCUGAUAGGCCUUGUUUGUUGGUAUACCCACAGAAACAACCACUGAAUGUUGAGCAAGAUCCUCUUAUCGACGACGCAGGAGUGAACCGUAUCUUAGAAAAAGGGAGGCUGGUCACCCUUACCCGUGACUACAGCGUCUCAUGGAGCUCUGAAUCAAGUCCUGAAGGUCUUAAGAGGAGUCAACUACCGAAGAAUGCUCCUGGACAGUCCGCUAGUCUACAGCCACAGCGACAGACAGACGUGAAGGACAAACCUAAUCAUCCGUCCAGGACAACCAAGCUCGAAUCCCAUUCGUCCAAGCGUACAGUUCCAUAUGAAGAAUAUGAACAGCUGCCGUCAUCACCCUGGGCUCAAUCACCUCACCCGUCGCCAGCAGUCCAGAAUGACCCGAAUGAGGAUCCUUUCUUUGGUCAAACCAACGUCGACGAUACUUUUGACCCUACCAGUGCGUCCGGUGAUUAUUCAGGGACUGUUCCGGUCGAGGCGAUUGGGGUUGAUAGGGCCAGUACUAUUACCCAUGUCCCUUUAAUACAUCCGCUUUUGUCACAAGUAGUCCAUCCAUCCGAGACUUCGUCCUUCCACCAUACAACGCACACGGAUUUACGGAACAGGAGAUACAGGCGUUCUUCAAAGGCCUCGAUGCCUAAUGAGGAGAGUUCAGAUCGCAAAGUACCAAUAGCUAUACUCUCCUUCAUGUCGUCUGAGGUGCCUUUCCCACAGAACUGGACCAAUUCCUUGAAGCUGUUGGCACCCCAUCUGGCGACGACAUAUUCCAACGCUGCACAGUUCUCAGAAGCGUUUGAUCAAGCCCAAAACCUGAGACUUACUCGCUUUCAAAUAAGCCAGACUGGUUACACUCCCAUGACCAAUGAUUCCCAGAGUCUUCAUAGUUUGUUACGCUUAGAUUUGGGAUCAUAUCAAGAAACAACCCCAGGUGAGACGACCAGCCCAUCAGACUACUCGGGUCACUCUCGCCCAAGUCCUGGUAGCACCUCAAUGGUUGGUACGCCAGGGUGGGACACGUCGAUGUAUGGUGUCAGUGGUCGACAUUCUGUCGUAGGCACUCCGGCCCAAAUCAGUAACAUGGAUGCGAUUGACAGCUAUUUUGAUUCCAAGAAAAUAAUCAUGGGUGCCAAAUCAUCACAAUCGAGUCAGCCAGUAUCAAAAUCCCCGAGCGUUGAUAGAGCAUUGUCGCGAAAGAAGCUAACGGAAAGCGGCCCCGUCAAUGAAACGGAUGAUGCCAUCACGCCCAAAGAUAGCCAGAAAUCAGAUUAUUCUCGUGAGGAUCCCCGAAAGCCAGUUCAAGCUCGCGAGGCUGAAAAUAAGAAGCACUCGCUACUUCAUUCGUACGGGGCGAAUUUCUCUUCGAGCUUCCACCCUUUGCCUACAGCGACUACUCCGCGAACUCCUGGAUUAGCUCACAAUCGCAAAUCAUCAGCCUCGGAAAUACCAGACUUAGUACAACCAUCUUCGACGUUGCUGCGAACCAUCAUCGACUCCUUACCCGUACAGAUAUUCACCGCGGCCCCUGCAACAGGUAAUCUGACAUGGGUGAAUUCCAAAUUCUUAGUCUAUAGAGGACAGAGCCCCAAGCAAGCCUUGCAGGAGCCAUGGAAUGCCAUACAUGAAGAGGAUCGAGAUGGUUACAUGGAACAAUGGCAUAGAUCACUUCGUACGGGAGCUCAAUUGGCAAUUAAAGUUAGACUGCUAAGGUUCGACGGUACAUAUCGCUGGUUCUUUGUUCGUGCAGCGCCAUUAAAGGAUAAGCGUCAGAAUAUAGUACACUGGAUGGGAACGAACAUGGACUUCCACGAUCAACACUUGGCAGAGAUGAAUUCAGCACGCCAACAAGAGGUAGCUGCUUCGGAGGCCAAGUACCGAGCCCUCGCAAAUUCGAGUCCACAAAUCGUCUUCGCUGCGACACAAACUAAAGGCGUUAUAUUCUGCAACUCGCAAUGGGUCGUCUUUUCAGGACAAAGCGAGAGCGAGGCCUCUGGCGUGGGUUUCAUGAACCACGUUCACCCGGACGAUAUUUCGAAGUGUCGAUUACCUACUUUUGAUGAGGAUGGAUCAGCCGUUAUAGAUGCCCCAAUUACCGUUCAUGCAGAGGGCCCAAAGAGUCCCUCGCCACCAGGUUCCGAAGCCUCAUCAGAGACCGAGCGGAUCACGAGUCCAAGUCCUGGUAAUAUUACCUCUCCCUCGGUGGCAGGCAUCCCACAGGCGAGGCUGUCUAGAUUAGCAAGUGCUGGGAUAACGAAAAUGACCAAAGACCUGGAUGGUCGUCCAUCGUAUGCAACGGAAGUACGCCUACGCUCCAAAGAUGGUAUCUACCGAUGGCAUCUCGUGCGCAUACUUCUGGCAGAGCCUGUCUUCAAGGACGGCAAUGAGGAAGACACUUGGUACGGUACCUGCACAGACAUCAACGACCACAAACUACUUGAGGCAACUCUCAAAGAGACAAUGGAUGCAAAGACAAGAUUUCUCAGUAACAUGUCUCACGAGAUCAGGACACCUCUGAAUGGCAUUACAGGAAUGGUCAAUUUUCUUAUUGAUAGCAGUCUUACUGCUGAACAGAUGGAACAUAUCAACAUUAUCCGUAGUAGCACAGAAGGCCUUCGCGAUCUGAUCAACGACAUCCUUGAUCUGUCAAAGGUCGAGGCUGGCAUGAUCACGCUUUCGCCACAAUGGUUCUCCGUUCGUGAACUCAUCGAGGAUGUCAACGAUUUGACUUCUGGUAUGGCGGUCGAGAAGGGUCUUCAAUUGAACUACGUCCUUGAACCCGAUGUGCCGCACGAUUUGAAGGGCGACAAGUUCCGCAUACGACAGGUUCUCUUAAACGUCAUAGGCAAUGCGAUCAAAUUCACGGAUACAGGUGAAGUGUUCAUGCAGUGCCGAGUUGCCUCAGAUACUUCAGGUGUCGAGCUUCCCAAAGACAACGAAAUUCUGCUCCAGUUCCAGGUCAUAGACACUGGCAAAGGAUUCACGGAGAAAGAAGCAGAAUUCUUGUUCAAACGUUUUAGCCAGAUUGACGGCAGUAGCACACGACAACACGGUGGCACUGGACUGGGACUUGCCAUAUCCAUGCAGCUUGUUGAGCUACAUGGCGGUAAGAUGAAGGCUUCGAGUGUUCCUGGCAAAGGCUCAACAUUCACUUUCACGGUGAAGUUCCAAUUUCCAUCGGGCGAUGACCGACCAAGUCCAGGUACUGCUCAAGAGCCAUACAAUUUGCCAACACCAUUCACCGAUGAACCUCCUCGCAUUGAAAAGAAGUUUUCAGUAGCUUAUGGUUCUCCAGGCCAUCAAUUGGUGGAGUCACCAAUGUCUCAUGCGUCCGAGUCUCCAGCGCCUUCUUCCGCAAGUUCUGAUCCCUCAGUGCGGACUAUUGAUUCUGUUCAUUCUCAACGAUCAUCCGUUUCCUCUUUCAGCGCUGACAAGGCAUCACUUAAGCCGAUCACUUUGUCAAUGCCUGCCGAGAUUGCUCGUGCCCGAGGGUCCAUACCAGAUAUUAAACAGCCUCUAGGAUCGCCGUUGCCAGCCAUCUCCUCUCAGCCACCAAUGUACUCUAUCCUAGUUGUCUGCCCACUUGAAUAUAGCAGCCAAGCCACCGUCAAGCAUCUGGAGAGCACGCUUCCUACAAGCAUCCCGCACCAGAUUACAGCCCGUGAGAGUCUCGAGGAGUGCAAACAGAUGCUAGGGGGCGAGGAUCCUGUCCUUUUCACCCAUGUUGUUCUCGUUCUACGCACUGUCCAGGAGAAUGUUGAGUUCAUUGACCAGGUACUACGUUUCGGCCCGGCACACUCGACUACCACCGUCGUUGUCGUAUGCGAUUUGACCUUGAAACGAGAAAUUAUACAAAAGGCCCCCUACCACGAUUUUGACAGGCUCAAGAUAGACGCUCGUCUUGUUUUCAUCUUCAAACCACUCAAGCCGUCUAAAAUAUCAGCAAUCUUUGAUCCGAGGAAAGAAAGAGGCAUGCUGACGGACCGCUCGCACGAUAAUGCUCAACAAGUCGCAGUCAGCCAAAAACAGGUAUUCGAAGAGUUGAAACGAAGGCUUGGAAACAGGGGCCUGCGUGUUCUCUUGGUCGAAGACAACCAAAUCAACCAGACUGUACUUCUCAAAUUCCUUGGUAAGAUCGACAUUGAUGUCGAGACCGUACUCGAUGGAGUACAAUGCACAGACAAGGUGUUUGCUCAUCCUCAUGGUUACUAUUCCAUCAUCCUGUGCGAUCUGCACAUGCCUAAUAAAGAUGGGUACCAAACCUGCCGCGAGAUCCGCAAGUGGGAGAAGCGCAACAAGUUCCCUUACUUGCCCAUUAUUGCACUAUCGGCCAAUGUUCUUGGCGAUGUGUACACACAAUGCGUGGAUGCCGGCUUUAACUCGUACGUCACGAAACCGGUCGAUUUCAAAGUUCUCAGUGGCGUCAUGAACAAAUUUUUGGAUCCUGAGGACAAGACGCGCCCAAUCGAGUUUAUGAAGCCGCUCAAGAAAGGAUAA